UUAAAAAUUGUGAAAUUUCCCCAACCGUGUUGUACCCGAUUUUUCCACCUUGCAGCGAAAUCGUGUCGUCCGAGGGAAAGCCGUAUUUAUUUUUUAAUAGAUUAUGAGACUUACGUAUACUUGAAAUGCUAGGAAACCUACAAUUAGCUUAGGUUUUCUUGGUCUUUUUGGCCUACGGAAUAUUUUAAUGGCUUACUUUACAUUUUUUAACGGCUUUAUUUAUCGUCGUCGGAUUUUUUUCUAUCCGUUCCACCCAAAAACCUACUACCUACUACCUUCGUCUGGCGUUCACGCCGUUCUUUCGUUCUGGCGUAUUUCCAAGGCCCUUUCCUUUAUCGUAUUUCUCGAAAUUUAAAUAAUUUCAAUCACUUUUAUAUUUCUUAGUUUUUAAGAUAACGUAAAAUGUAAAAAAACGUGUGAUAUAACUUUCAAUUUUAUGUAAUUUGGUGUCUUUGUUUUUUAUAUAAAUUUGUAUCGGCCGCUUUUAUUUCUUCUUCUAACUCUGCCACAGUGCGUAGUCCACUCGGACGUCUUAAACCUGUCUCAGGAUCGGCCACGCGCCGGGCCCUAAGUUCGUAGCCAAAGAUAUUCGCUGGGAACUUAGGACCCGGUAUGUUUUUGGGUGGAACGGGUAAAAAAGCCGACGACAAUAAAUAAAGCCGUUAAAACAUUUAAAGUGAUUAGGAAAGAAAUUAAAACGAACGGACGGAAAAGAACUAAUUUACGGAUAAUGGCUUUUGUUUUGCAGACGGCCACCAACGGGACGGUUCGCCGCAUUCCUUUGGAUGGUCACAACGUCGACCUGGACGACAUCUUCGACCUGGCGGUGGAAAAGGGCCUGGCGGUGGUGGACGAGUCCACCAGGCGGCGCAUUGGAGAAAACAGGAAGCUGCUGGAAGAGAUCGUGGACCGCGAGCCGGUGUACGGUGUCACCACCGGAUACGGCGAAAUGGUGUACAUAACCGUAGACAAGUCGAAAGAAACCGAGCUGCAGACCAACGUAGUCAGAAGUCACGCCUUCUGCGUGGGAGACCGCCUAUCCAGAGAAGAAUCCAGAGCCAUUCUAGCCGCCAGAAUCAACGCCCUGUGCAGAGGUUAUUCGGGAGUGCGAGAGGAAUUGGUGGAGGCCAUGGUGGCCUUCCUCAAUCGGGGCAUCGUGCCGCUGAUCCCGGAAGCGGGAUCGGUGGGAGCCAGCGGAGACCUGGGACCUCUGUCUCAUGUGGCCCUAGCGCUGAUAGGCGAAGGAUACGUCUUGGACGACAACGACGAGAGAGUGCCCACGGCGGAGAUGCUGGCCCGACGGAACUUGCGCCCGUUGGAGUUGAAAUACAAGGAAGGACUUGCCCUGAUCAAUGGCACCUCGGCCAUGACCGGAAUGGCCGCUCUGAUAUUGCGCCGGGCCGACGAUCAGAUAAAACAGGCAGAAAUCGUGGCGGCGCUGGUUUUAGAAAACCAGAUGGCUUCCGACGGGGCCUUUCGACCCGAGGGCCACGUCUUGGGACGGCCUCACCCGGGACAGAUCGACAGCGCGGGCAACGCGCUAAAGCUACUGGAAGGAAGUAAAUUAAUUCGCACUCACCGGGAAUUGAAAACGGAACUGGGCCAAGUGAGGAACAGAAGCGCCGGCCAGAGCGAGGUGUAUCUGCAAAAAGCCUAUACGCUGAGAUGCAUUCCUCAGGUGACGGGGGCCGUCAAAGAGGCGGUAGAAUACGCGCGGAAGGUGGUGACCAGGGAGAUAAAUUCGUCCAACGACAACCCCCUUUUCUUCCCGGGAAAAGAAGUGUUUCACGGAGGCAAUUUCCACGGUCAACCCGUGGCCAUGGCCAUGGACUUCGCCUGCCUGGCGCUGACGCAGCUGGGAGUGGUCUCGGAGAGAAGGACCAACAGACUGUUGAAUCGCCACCUGAACAACGGAUUGCCGCAGUUUCUGGUCAAGUCGGAUCCGGGUCUAAACUGCGGACUGAGCGGACUGCAGUACGCGGCCUGCGACCUGGUGGCCGAGAACAGGACCCUUUGCACACCGGCCAGCGUCCAGAGCAUCUCCUGCAACGGAGACAACCAGGACGUGGUCAGCAUGGGCUUGACGGCAGCCAGAAAGUGCAAACGCGUCCUCAAAAACAACUAUUACAUCUUGGCCAUCGAACUUCUGGCUGCGGUCCAGGCCGUCGACCUGGCCGGCCAGUACAACCGAUUGAGUCCGGUGGGAAAAAUAACUUACCAAACGGUGCGUUCGCGAGUGCCGACGGUAGACAAAGACAGGUGCAUGAGCGACGACGUGUACCGGAUCGCCGGGCUGCUGCAAGAAGCCGAGCUCCUGCAACGAGUGACAGAGGCGGGAGUGGACAUUAAAUAAUAUUGGGCAGAGAGCCACAGGGCCGACUGCACCGCGUCGUCACCUGGCGGAAGGCGCGGAUGUCGUAAAUAACUGUUCUGUCUAAAAGUGGACAUUUCGACAGUAAAUGUUCGUCUUUCGUGCACAUUAUCAUUCACGAUAGUUUAAAUAGCAUUAUUUUCGUAUCGGAUUUUAUUAAAAUUUUUUGUAAUUCGCCACUUUUGUAAUAACAAUAUAGUAAGUAAGCAAAAUAAAGUUACUACUCUAUAAAAA
Molecule: messenger RNA, 2605 nt
Organism: Centruroides sculpturatus (bark scorpion)
Lineage: Eukaryota; Metazoa; Arthropoda; Arachnida; Scorpiones; Buthidae
Product: MIO-dependent tyrosine 2,3-aminomutase-like
Exons: 1
Coding region: 731-2353 (540 amino acids)
Biological process (GO): L-histidine catabolic process
Molecular function (GO): histidine ammonia-lyase activity
Source: RefSeq, a predicted model, not a curated record